AUGAUAAAUAGUUCAAACAGUUUAAAUUAUACACUUUACCCAACAAAUAGAGUAUGGAUGUUUAUGGAUGCACUAUGGAAACAUACGAGAGGUAUACCAAGAUACAGUAUACCACCACUUCAUAAAAUAAUCGAACUUCAAAGAGCAAUCGAUAUCAGUUUUUUGCAUUUUAAAAAUAUAUCAGAGCCUAAGAUAAGUUUUGAAAAUACUGAUUUUUUUGAAAGGACACCGAGAAUUUUUUCCAUUAUUAUAUACUUGUCAUGGUUUUUGGCAUUAUCAUUAAUGGUUCCACCAAUAGUCAGUAGAGUGAUUCAAGAAAAAUUCACUGGGGCCAAGGAGUUGAUGUUAAUGAUGGGAGUUAAAAAAUGGGAACUUUGGAUAGCAAAAUUUGUCGAUUCAUUUUUGUUGUUGACAAUAUCUGUAACUUUUAUGGUAUUAUUUUUAUACAUUCCACUGAAAGAAAACUCGAGUACUCUGACUGUGUCUCCAUUUAUUUUAUGGAGUGUGAUUUUAUAUGGACUUGGAGGAGUCAUUAUAUUUUUAUUUUUUAUCAGUUGCUUUUUCGAAAAAGCAAGUCUAGGAAUAUUUGUCACGGAAAUUAUUUGGAGUUUAUCUUUUAUAUUCAGUCAAUUUAUUUCCAAUUUAAUCGAAUUGCCCAUAUUAGUCAAAUACCUUAUAUGUCUUUUUCCUCACGUGACACUAAUGAAUGGAAUUUCAAUAAUAUUAGAUUUCGAUUUUUACGGUAAAGAUGUUCAAUUUACGGAAAAACUAUCCGGAAAAGAAGAUUAUUUAUCUCUGUUAGAAAUUUUUCUCAUCAUGUCUUUCAAUACAAUAUUAUAUUCUUUGUUAACUUGGUAUUUGGAACAAGUUACGCCUAGUAAAUUUGGUAUUCCUAAACCUUAUGGAUUUUGUUUUAAGAAAUCUUAUUGGUUUCCACCCAAAAUUCAUAAUUUUAAAACCGAUAUAGCCUUAAACACGGUGGUGCCUGAUUGUUACGAACCUGUACCGCCUGAUCUUGACGUUGGAAUAAGUCUUCAAAAUGUCAGUAAAGUGUACAGUUCGUCCGAUAAAGCUCCAGUAAUUGCAGUUAAUGAUAUCAGCAUAAAUUUUUACGCUGGAGAAAUAAGCGCUUUAUUGGGGCACAAUGGCGCUGGAAAAACAACGACAUUUUCCAUUAUAACAGGUUUAACUUGUCCUACUUCCGGUACGGUUUUGAUUGACGGAUGUGAUUUAUCUACAAAUUUGGAAGAAGCAAGACACAGCCUCGGUUUGUGUCCGCAAAAAGACAUGCUCUUUAACGAUUUGACAACUUUUCAAAUUUUAAAAUUUUAUGGCGUGAUAAAAGGACUGAGCUUUAGUGAAGCGAAUGCAGAAAGUUUGGAACUCAUUGAAAAAUUAAAAUUGGAAACGGUUAAAAACACUCAAACAUGUCAUUUAUCGGGAGGGCAAAAAAGAAAAGUUUCCCUCGCGAUUGCUUUAAUCGGUGGGAGUAAAGUCUUGAUAUUAGACGAACCUACAUCAGGUAUGGAUCCGGAAAUCAGACGAGAAAUUUGGGAAAUCCUAUUGAAUCUCAGAGGUGCGAGAACCAUUUUAAUAACGACGCAUUUUAUGGAAGAAGCAGAUGCUUUAUGCGACAGAAUUGCAAUUAUGAGCUGUGGAAAAAUUCAAUGUUACGGAAGUUCGUUAUUUUUAAAAUCUAAAUACGGGAGAGGAUACGUUCUUUCCAUUGUCGUCAACGACAUCGAACAAGUCGAGGAUGUAACUAAAAUAAUUAAAAAACAUGUAUCGACCGCAAAAUUCAAGUCACAAAAUAUUCGAACCGUAUCGUAUGAACUUCCGGAAAGCGAAAUCGAUAAAUUUUCCACGCUUUUGACGGAGCUGGAUAAAAAACAAGGCGAGCAAAAUAUCAUAUCCUACGGUAUAAGCGUCGCCACGUUGGAAGAUGUAUUCUUAAAGUUGAGAAACAAAAGCGAAUUGACGGAAAAUUUGGACUCCACGGAUUCACCGCCUUAUAAGAAACUUAUUAAUCCCUCCGAAACGAAACCGAAUAAAGUCUCCGACUUUUAUUUGUAUUUCUAUCAAUUUUGGGCGCUACUGAUAAAAAAAUUUAUCUUUUUCAAAAAUACCUACAAGUAUUAUUUCGUGUAUUCGAUAUUACCAAUAGUUCUAGUUAUAAGUACUUUAUAUUUUAAUAAUAAUAAUAAUGAGACGAGUGGUAAAAAAACGGACGUGAACAAAAGUUUACCGAUAUUGUAUUCGACGGAUUUGUAUUCGCCAUUCGUGGUUUUUUACAACGUGAAAAACAACAGCGCGGGAAAAACGUUUCCGGAAUACGCUCGGAGUUUAAAUUUGAAAACGGAAGAGAGUAAAAACGUUAAAAAAGAUAUUCACAGAAUAUUCAUGAGUGAUUUUUACAACUAUUCGAGAAAUAUAAAUUUAGGCGUCGAAUUUUUACCGCGAGAAAUUCAUAUUUUUCACAACGACGAAGCCGUUCACAUGAUACCCGCAGCUUUAAAUCUUAUCCAUAAUUUUGCAUUGAAAUGGAAAAAAAUGAACGAGUCCGCCAUAACUACAACAGUCAGUUUUAAAUUUAUUCUAAAGGAACAAUUUUACAUAUCGCCGAGAAUUCCAAAAUGUUCGUUGGAAACGAUACCGGAUUUCAGCGGAAUUCAAACGUUAUUUUAUUUCAUAGCUCCUUUGAAAGAAGAAAUUUCCGGGGCUAAAGAAAUUCAAUUGAUGAUAGCGCCGGCGAGCGUUUAUUGGCUUUCUCAUUUGAUAUUCGAUUUGGCUUCGUUUGCCGUUUACAUGACGGUCGUUUGUCUUCUCUAUGGAUUUUCACCCGGAAGUGAAUUUAUUUCCCUAUACGCCGGUCAAAUAUUUGUGAGUUUGGUUUUCUGGGGUACGGGAUUAAUUUUGCUCACAUAUCUCAUAUCGACGUUGAUUCGAAACGAAGCCGGAGCUUUUUCAGCGAACAUUAUCAUAUAUAUUAUAUUCACUUUUAUAAUAAAUAAUCCCAUCACGUCACUCGGUUUACCAACUUUUUUCCAAUACAUGCAUCCAACUUGCAUAUUAAAAGUCGGUUAUUCUAAUUUAUGCGCCGAAAAUUACAAUCAUUAUAUAUUGGCAUUAUUGCUCUACAGUGCCUUCUUAUUCGGUUUGCUUAUUUUAAAAGAUUCGAAAUUCAUGUCGGAAAGUUUUCACAUACUCGUUAAUAGAUUUGUCAAAGUCGAAUACCUGAAUCCACCCAAAAAAGAAGAUAGUUUGGUGAAGGAGGAAAAAUUAUUAGUUGAAAAAGUUAUCGAUAAACAGGAUACGGCGGGUUUUUCCCUGAUCGUCAACGAUUUAAAAAAAUGGUAUUUUAAAUCGAACAAACUGUCUCCGGCCGUUCGAGGUAUAUCGUUCACCGUUAACGAAGGAGAAUGUUUUGGAUUGUUGGGAGUCAAUGGAGCGGGAAAAACAUCAACGUUUAAAAUUUUAACCGGAACUUUAUCACCAAGCUACGGUUUGAUUUUUGCUCGGUCGGAAAAUUUAUCUCUUCUCAAUAGGAAAAGGUAUUUACUUCACAUCGGUUACUGUCCUCAAUCCGGUGGUUUGAUUUCUUCGUUCAAAGGAAAAGAACUUUUGGAAUUAUUCGGUCGUCUCAGAGGGAUAACAGGAUGUCAAAUCGAAAUGGAAGCAUCGAAAUGGUUGGAAAAAUUAGAACUCACCGAACUGGCGGAUCAAAAAUGCGGUACCUACAGCGGUGGGAAUCAAAGGAAACUCAGCACUGCCAUAUCGUUGAUCGGUGAUUGUCCUUUGAUUUUUCUGGAUGAACCCACGAGCGGAGUGGAUCCCGCAUCCCGUCGCGUGAUGUGGGACGUUAUAAGUGAAAUUCAAAAAAGGAAACAAUCCGUCGUGUUGACAUCUCACAGCAUGGACGAAUGCGAAGCUCUCUGUUCAAGGCUUGCCAUUAUGAUAGAAGGAAGAUUUUGUUGUCUCGGUGAAAUAACGACGUUGAAAGAAAAAUUUGGUCAAGGUUAUACGGUGCAAAUAAAAGUGAGUUGCGGUACGGCGGAUGAAAAUUUAAAAAAAUUAAAAAAAUCAUUCACGGAUACUUUCGGCACGGGUUGUAAUUUGGUAGACGAACAUUUGACCAUUCAUCAAUAUUUCGUGCCGAAGAGAAACACGUCGUGGUCUUCGCUUUUUUCAAAAUUAAAAACAUUGAAAGACGAACAUGAUUUUAUUGAAUCGUACACGGCAAGCGAAACAAAUUUAGAACAAAUUUUUAUUUAUUUGGCGAGAAAUCAAGAAGAAGAAGAAGAAGGAGAAGAAGAAAAAACAUGUUGA
Molecule: messenger RNA, 4326 nt
Organism: Pediculus humanus corporis (human body louse)
Lineage: Eukaryota; Metazoa; Arthropoda; Insecta; Psocodea; Pediculidae
Exons: 22
Coding region: 1-4326 (1441 amino acids)
Biological process (GO): lipid transport; transmembrane transport
Cellular component (GO): membrane; intracellular membrane-bounded organelle
Molecular function (GO): lipid carrier activity; ATP binding; ATP hydrolysis activity
Source: RefSeq, a predicted model, not a curated record